This is a messenger RNA of Rhineura floridana, 2086 nucleotides long. RefSeq names its product adenosine A1 receptor (gene ADORA1). Lineage: Eukaryota; Metazoa; Chordata; Lepidosauria; Squamata; Rhineuridae. Gene Ontology annotation, molecular function: G protein-coupled adenosine receptor activity. Gene Ontology annotation, biological process: G protein-coupled adenosine receptor signaling pathway. Gene Ontology annotation, cellular component: synapse; membrane; dendrite. The transcript has 3 exons. The coding region runs from base 783 to 1760 and encodes 325 amino acids. The record is from RefSeq and is a predicted model, not a curated record.
UUUUUUCUGGAACCCAGCUCUGAAAUCUCUUUUCAGUACUAAGCUGAGUAUUGGAAUGGAUGAAACAUAAAUAGAUAAAAAUGCCUUUGAACAUAUGCAGAGGCCCUUUUCGUAGAAGUGGAUAGGCAGAUUAAACAGAAGGCUCAUCAGUAGCCCCUUAAAUUUUAGAAUUAAGCAUUUUUGCAGUGACAAUGGCUGACUUGCCAGGAUUUCAGGUCACUGGGAUAUGGAGGGAAGAGGCACUCUCCAGUGACGCUCCGUCCGGUGCAGCGUGCUAUUGCAGUUAAGAGAACCAGACCGCCCCCCUUUACCCCGGUCGCCUUGACACACACACACACACACACACUCACUCACUCACUCACUCACUCACUCACUCACAAAAACAAGCCACUACCUCUUUAAAACAUUGCAGGCACAGUGUACGGUGCAGUGUGCUGGACCAUGUGAUAGCUUGUGAAAGGCAGUUAGAAGCUGCAGGAGCAGAGACUUGGGGAUGAGAGCUGCCUGCCUGCAUCAGAUUUUCAGAUUCACCGCAGUGAAUCAAGCGCUCCUUGCAAUCAAGGGAGUAAAAGUUCGUGCUGUCAGGAAAGAAGGCAGGUUUCAUUCACCUCCAGGAUGCCAAGAGAGACACGAGGGUCUACCUGAGCCAUCUGAGAGCAGAAUGGUGCCUACGCUCCCCCAGCCUGCUUGUCCUGGGUGUGAAGUGUUCACUUGGCGGAGGAAACACUAACACACAUUGGACCCUGUGCAAGAGAAAGCAACAUAAGGGUCCUCAAAGCACCAUGCCGCAUAACAUCUCAGGCUUCCAGGCUGUCUACAUCAUCAUAGAGGUGCUGAUUGCCCUUGUGUCCAUACCUGGGAAUAUCUUGGUGAUCUGGGCUGUCAAAGUGAACCAGUCCCUACGGGAUGCCACCUUCUACUUCAUUGUCUCACUGGCAGUUGCAGAUGUUGCUGUGGGAGCCCUUGUCAUCCCCCUUGCCAUCAUCAUCAACAUUGGACCGCGGAUAAAUUUCUACAGCUGCCUGAUGGUAGCAUGCCCUGUCCUCAUCCUCACUGAAAGCUCCAUCCUGGCCCUGUUGGCCAUUGCUGUGGAUCGCUACCUCAGAGUGAAGAUUCCAAUGCGCUACAAGAGUGUGGUGACACCCAAGCGUGCUGGGAUGGCUAUUGCUUGCUGCUGGCUGGUCUCCUUGCUCGUCGGGCUGACCCCUAUGUUUGGCUGGAACAACUUGAACAAAAUGGAGAAGGCCCAGGAGGUGAACUCCAGCCAGGCAGAGUUCACUGUCAGUUGCCAGUUUGAGAAUGUUAUCAGCAUGGAAUACAUGGUCUACUUUAACUUCUUUGUAUGGGUAUUGCCUCCAUUGCUCAUCAUGCUCAUCAUCUACCUGGAGGUGUUCAAGAUCAUCCGCAGGCAGCUUAACAAAAAGGUUGCAUCCUGCUCAACGGACCCAGAGAGGUAUUAUGGGAAGGAGCUGCAUAUCGCCAAAUCUCUUGCCCUGGUCCUCUUCCUGUUUGCUGUGAGCUGGCUGCCUCUGCACACACGUAACUGUAUCAGCUUUUUCUGCCCUUCAUGCAAGACCCCCAGUAUCCUCACCUACAUUGCUAUUUUUCUUACACAUGGGAACUCUGCCAUGAACCCUAUCGUAUAUGCAUUUAGGAUUAAAAAAUUCAGGACCACAUUCCUGCAAAUCUGGAACCACUAUUUUUACUGCAAAGUGGACAAGAACAUGAACAACAUUGACAACACUGACAUUGCCAUCUAGCAGUCAUCUGGGAUCGGGCUGGCCCGCAGCCUUUAAGCCACAUGGGAUGCUCUAUAAACAUCCCUUUCAUUGUCCAAAUGGCCAAGUUGGCUUUAUCUCCAUUGUACACAAUGCCUGCUCCUGGGCAGAGCUGGCAAAGCCCAGAGCCAGUCAAGGGCAUUAUUUAUUACUACAAGCAAUGUUCAUUGUACCAUUUGGUAUUCUAGGAGCUGUUCUUUAUUCUUUUCUUUUUUUUAAAAAAAAGGUGACAUAUUUAUGCAUUUAAAGGAGAAUUAUACCAGCAGGUAACUGUGACUUAUCUUUCAUUCCAAUAAAGAGGAAAUAAA